Molecule: messenger RNA, 2379 nt
Organism: Naegleria lovaniensis
Lineage: Eukaryota; Heterolobosea; Eutetramitea; Acrasida; Naegleriidae
Exons: 1
Coding region: 1-2379 (792 amino acids)
Biological process (GO): mitotic cell cycle
Source: RefSeq, a predicted model, not a curated record
AUGGCACCCAAAAAGCAAACCAAAAAAAAGGACGAGGCAACCGAAGAAAAGGAAGAAAUGACAACAGCCGAAGAAGCUCAAUCUGAUAAUGAUAUGAAGGUUGAUUUAAAUUUAAGUGAUACUGAAAUGGAAGAAUCUUCAUCCAAAUCAAAGGCUUCAUCAUCAAAAACAAAGAAAGAGGACUCCAACAAAAAGAAGGCAACCAAGUCAUCAUCGUCAAAGAAAGACUCCAAGAACAAGGAUGGAGUUUUUAAAGGUUUAGAUUUUCUUGUUGGUAUCUCCGAUGAAACAACUGGUGCUGAUAGUAGUGAUGCAAUUACUGAAUCAUUGAGUAAUGAAGGUGGUAAUGUGAUGAAAAAGAUCUCCGAUAAAAUCAAAUAUUUGGUAUUUUUGAAGGGAAAACCUGCAACUUAUAAGAAUGCAAAAGAGAAAGGUAUAAAGAUUGUUAAUCCUCUAUGGGUCAAGGAUUGUAUUUCAAAGAAGAAAAUUCUUGAUGUAGAUUCUAAAUAUGAACCAGAAGAACCCGAAUCGGGAAAGAGAAAGAAAGAUGAUGACAAGGAAAAGACUGAUUCAAAGAAGAAAGAAUCAAAGAAGAAAGGAACAGAAAACAAGGAUGAUGAAGAAGAUUCCGAAACCAAGGAACCUGAAAAUAAGAAGAAAAAGACCGAAACCUCAUCCAAAUCAAAGGCUUCAUCAUCGUCAUCGACAAAGGGUUCUAAAUCAACUGAAGAUGAGGACAAUAAGAAAACUUCAGCUAAACAGAAGACCUCCAAGCCUUCAUCAAAGGAUGAUGAAAAGGAAAAGGCAACUUCUUCUAAACAGAAGGAAAACAACAAGAAAACUGAAGCCAAGAAAGAUGACAAGACAAAGAAGACUGAAACUAAAAAGAAAGAUGAAGAUAAGAAGGGAGAUGAUGAGACCAAGAAAAAGAAGAGUGAAACCAAGAAAAAAGAUGAAACCAAGAAGAAAGAUGAAAAGAAAAAGGAUGAAAAGAAAACAAAAAGACCACCUAGUGCUUAUAAUCUCUUUAUGGCUGAGAAGAAAAAGGAGAAUAAGUCAAUUGAAUUAUCAGAAAUUUCAAGUAUGUGGAAAGAACUCUCUGAUGAUAAGAAGAAACCAUAUGUUGAACAAUCUGAAAAACUUAAAGAAGAAUAUUUAAAGAAUAAUCCAGAUGCAGGAAAGAAAACCUCAAAACCAAAGAAGGAAGUUUAUGAAGGUGAAUCUGAUGAAGAAGAGGAAGAUGAUGAAUAUUUUGAUAAUGAUGGAGCAGAUGCAAUUGAUGAUGAAGGUCAUGUUACAAGAUUUGACUUUACUGGCUUUGAUAUUCAAGCACCAAUUUCUGAAAUUAAGAAACCUCCAAAAGGAAAAUAUGUUUUAGAAAUGUCAUCAGUUGGUGAUAGUGACAAACUUAAAAUUAUUUCUGCAAUGCAAGAGAAAGUUGCAAUUGAACCAAAAGAUGGAGAAUCACCAAAACUUGAUGAAAAAUCUUCUAAACCAAGAAUGAGGAGAGUUUUAGCAGAUUUUAGUUGGGCAACUACAUGUGAUCCACAUACUAUGAAUUUUGAAGAAUAUAAUGGACAAUACUUUACUCAUUUAAUUGUUCCAAAAGAAGACAAAACAAGAAGAACUAUUAAGGUUUUAUAUGCAGUUGCAUUUGGUGCACAUAUUGUAAAUGUAGAUUGGUUUUAUGCAUGUGAAAAAGAAGGUAAAAAGGUUGACGAGACUCCAUACCUUGUUGAUGUUUCUCCUGCAAGUGAAAAGUCAAGAGCAAUUUUAUUAAGUGAAGAAGAAAGAAUGAAGAGAAAACCAAGAAAAUCCAAAUCAGGUGAUGAAGAUGAUGAUAUGGAAGAUGAAAAGAAAGGUCCUUCUAAAUUACUUGCAGAUACAAAAAUAAGAGUUUCUACUCAAACAAAUCCUCCUGCAAAACAUUUGAAGAGAUUGAUUGAAUUAUUAGGUGGAUCAGUCGUUACAAGCUCAAGAACUGCAUCAUACCAUAUUCUUUCCAAGGAUGAAAAGUUUAUUGAACCAAAGGUCAAGUCUUUGACUGUAGAAUUGGAAGGAGGUCAUACCAUUGAAAAAGUGCCAGAUCCUGUUAUUGGUGUGACAGAGAAAUGGCUGCUUGAUGCAAUAACUAAUUAUGAAAUUCCUUCAGAUGUCACACCCUACAUUGUUGAACCUGAAAAAGAGGAAUCUCCCAAACCAACUCCUAAGAAACCUGCCAAAUCAGCACCCAAGUCAUCCAAGAAGACAUCUUCAUCAACUGAGGAUAAAAAAGAAGACAAGAAGAAGAAAGACUCCCAAGAUAAAAAGAAAGAUGAAGAUACAACAGAUGAUGACCAAGCUCAAAUGGAUGUUGAUGAAGAAGAAGUGACCUAUUAA